CGCCCGACAUCUGAAGAAGCGGAAGAAAUCCAUAAUUUCGAGCGCGAUGACGUCGAGGUUCUUGAGAAGAUUGUCACAGAGUUGGAGGGAAAAUGGGCCGAAUACAAGAAGCCUUUUGUCACUUUCAUGAACCGAGUGUGGAGGCCUCGAAUGCGAAAGAUGCACCGGGAUCGAGAGGUCGACAAGGCCACCUACCGAGCUGAAUUGGUUCAAGUGGGUAUCGAAUUGGCAGAAUCGGAUGGGGAAACUGAUUUGGAAACUGAUUCAGAUGGAGAGAGUGAUGCAAGUUGGCCAGAUGACUAUGAGGACACUGGCAGUGAGGGAUGGUAUACAACCGACGAGGAAGAUGGCGCAGAUGAGGUGGAAGAUGACGGAGAA
Bipolaris maydis ATCC 48331 is the source of this 378-nucleotide messenger RNA. The record is from RefSeq and is a predicted model, not a curated record. Lineage: Eukaryota; Fungi; Ascomycota; Dothideomycetes; Pleosporales; Pleosporaceae.